UUGUGAUUAUCGGAUUCCUAUGAGGAUGAAAACUGUAUUUUUUGAAUUGCUUUUCGCUUGAUCAUUUAUAAAUUGUAAACUUACUGCUAUCUGUCGUAUAAUUGUUCUGUAAAACUUAUUUUUAAUUUGGUCGUUUGAUUUGAUCGUCUUUAUGUAUUUCUUGGAUUUAUUUUGAGUCUCAUAAAUAUUAUGUUGUAGGAUUGAAAAUCAGUUGUCAAAUAGGCGAUGGAUACAAGUAAUUGGAGGCCUAAUCAAGGUGGAACUGGUGGUGGUGAUUCCUCCAUGGAAUCUGUCGACUGGAGGACUCAGUUACCAGCAGAUACGCGCCAUAAAAUUGUCAACAAGAUAUUGGAUAACUUGAAGAAGCAUCUUGCAUUUUCUGGACAGGAGAAGCUACAUGAAAUUAAGAAUAUUGCUCUGAGGUUUGAGGAGAAGAUUUAUCAUGGAGCAACAAGCCAUUCUGAUUAUAUGCGGAAAAUAUCUAUCAAGCUGCUUGCCAUGGAGAAUAGAGCAGCAAAUCCUAUUGCCAAUUCUUUGCAGUCCAACUCUGCCGGUAAUAGUGCAAACCCCUCUGAUCCAGGCUCUCAGGGCAUGCAGCAAGUCAACAACCAAGGCCAAUCACUUAAUCAUCCUCAAGCAGGUCAGCAGAUCUUACCUCCGAGCAUUCACAAUAAUAUUGCUUCAUCUGGAGGACAAGGUUCUGCUGGUAUAUCAUCUGCAUUACAACCUGGCAGUAGCUUAUCACAGUCUACCAUGCCAAUUAUUUCCGGCCAAAAUUCAGGCUUGCAGAACAUUCAAAAUAUUUCUAGGGUUCAACCAAAUUCUGUAGGAAAUAGUAUGGGGCAAGGGAUACCUUCCAACAAUUUUGUAAGUCAAAGGCAGAUACCAGGAAGGCAACAACUUGCUCCCCAACCGCAACAGCAGCCUCAAAACUCGCAGCAUUAUCUUUAUCAGCAGCAGUUACAUCAAAUUGCAAAGCAAAAGCUCCAGCAGAAUAGUAGUACAACCUCAGUGCAAUCACACAUGCAACAACAGCAUCAGAACUUGUUGCAGCCAAGUCAUUUCCAACCAUCUCAACAAUCCGUUAUGCAACCUACAAUGUUGCAACCAUCUUCUCUCUCUACCGUUCAACAAAAUCAGCAACCUAUUGAUCCUCAAUCAGCACAACCUGUGAUGCAACACCAUCAACAAACAGUCCUAAGACAACAAAGGCAGCAGCAACAAGCAUCCAUUGUCCACCAGCAGCAAGUAUUGUCAACACAGCAGCAGCAGCAGCAACCAAAUACGAUGGGCCAGCAGACAAGUGCAAUAAACUUGCAGCACAACCAGCUCAUAGGACAGCAAAGUAGCUAUUCUGAAAUGCAGCAGCAACAGCAGUCUAGGUUGCUGGGCCAGCAGAGUAAUAUUUCUAAUGUGCAGAAGUUGCAGCAUCACUCAAUUGGUCAACAUAACAACUUCUCUGCUGUGCAUCAGCAACAGUUGGGCCCUCAAAGUAGUUCCACAGGUCAGCAACAACAGCAGCACCAGUUAUUUGGAACUCAAUCUGGUAGCACCACCAUGGUGAACAAUCAACAUUCAGCACACCUGCUGCAGUCUAAGGUCUCGAUUCCACAACAGAAUCAGCCAACACAAGGCCAACGGUCACAACCAGAAUUACAGCAGCAGGUGAUGCCACAAUUACAAACACAGUCAGGUCAGUUGCAGCACCAAUUAAAUACGAAACUGCAGCCAAACUUGUCACAAUGGGAUAUGCAACAGAGGCUUCCAACAUCAGGUGCAUUUCAGCAGCAAAAUGUAAUAGAUCAGCAGAAACAGCUAUUCCAACAACAGAGAGCUAUGCCAGAGGCUUCAUCAACAUCAUCAGAUUCCACAGCUCAGACAGGAAAUCCAAAUGGUGGAGAUUGGCAAGAGGAGGUGUAUCAAAAGUUGAAAGCUAUGAAGGAUAAGUAUAUGCCAGAGUUGAAUGACAUGUAUCAGAAAAUCAUAGGCAAAUUGCAGCAGCAUGAUUCGCUUCCUCAGCAACCAAAGGGUGAGCAAGUUGAGAAGCUGAAAAUGAUUAAGCAUGUAUUGGAGCGUUGCAUGGCAUUCGUACAAGUUCCCAAAAGCAACAUAACUCCCAACUACAAAGAAAAGCUUGGUAUAUAUGAGAAGCAGAUUGUUAAUAUCAUAAGCACACAUAAGCGGAAACCUGGGGUCCCACCACAGCAAGCACAACCACUUCCUCCACCACAUAUUCAUUUGACACAAGAAAAUCAGAUGAACCCCCAGAUGCAGUCGAUGAACUUACAGAAUAAUAUGGGUAGUUUGCAGCAUAAUUCUGUCCUUCCUUCAAAUGCACAGCAGAACAUGAUGAGUGCAACACAGCCUACUUCCAAUCUUGACCCAGGACAGAAUAGCACAAUGAACUCGUUAAACAUAAAUCCUUUGUCAUCUCAAGGAGGGAUGGGUAUGCUGCAGCCAAAUUCCAGCAUACUUCAACAUCAGCAAUUGAAGCAACUUCCAUAUCGCCAAAUGCAGCAACAAUAUCUACAUAAACAACAACUAAUUCAGCAGCAGCAUCAAUUUCAGCGACAAACAAAACAGCAGCAACAAAAUGGGCAGUUGCAUAUGAACCAACUACCUCAGCUGCAGCCGAUAAAUGACGGUAAUGAGUUGAAACUAAGACAGCAGAUUGGAGUGAAGCCAGAACCUUUGCAGCAACAGCAAGUAGCAUCCCAGCGCCCAGCUUAUCACCAACAGUUGAAGUCAGGAGCUCCAUUUUCACCUCAACUGCUUUCGGCUUCUUCUCCACUGACUCCCCAGCAUUCAUCUCCUCAAAUUGACCAGCAAAACUUGUUGAAUUCUCUUACUAAAUCUGGUACACCUUUGCAAUCUGCAAAUUCACCAUUUAUUGUGUCAUCUCCAUCAACUACCUCUACGUCUCAUAUGCCGGGAGAGUCUGAGAAAGUUAAUUCUGGUGUGUCGUCACUUUCUAACGCUGGGAAUAUUGGACAUCAACCAACUGGUGCAGUGUUACCUACCCAGUCUCUCGCUAUUGGCACACCUGGAAUAUCAGCCUCGCCUUUGCUUGCAGAGUUCACAAGUCCAGAUGGAAAUCAUGGAAAUGGGGCAUCAGUUGUUUCCACAAAAUCAAGUGCUAUAGAACAGCCCAUAGAGCACUUACUCAAAGUGGUAAAGUCAAUCUCACCAAAAUCCUUGAGUGCCUCAGUUAGCGACAUUGGUUCGGUUGUUAGUAUGAUUGAUAGAAUUGCAGGAUCGGCACCAGGUAAUGGAUCAAGAGCAGCAGUUGGGGAGGACUUGGUUGCCAUGACAAAAUUGCAUCUUCAAGCAAGAACUUCCGGCACCCCAAAUGGAACAAGGAAAAUGAAACGCUUUACAAGUGCAAUCCCCUUAAAUGGUGUAUCAUCUGCUAACAGUGUAAAUGAUAGCUUUAAGCAUUUUAACUUUGUGGAGGCUUCAGAGUUGGAAUCUACUGCAACUUCUACUAUAAAAAGGCCCCGGAUUGAGAGGAGGCAUCCCCUAUUGGAAGAAAUAAGAGAUAUAAAUCUGGGACUCAUAGAUACUGUGGUAGAUAUCAGCAAGGAAGAUGCUGAUUCGGCAGAAGGUGGUAAAGGAACCAUUGUUAAGUGCUCAUUUAUUGCGGUAGCUCUUGCUCCAAAUCUCAAGUCACAAUAUGAUUCACCACGAAUGUCACCUAUACAACCAUUGCGAUUGCUUGUUCCUGCAAAUUAUCCAAAUUGCUCCCCAAUACUCUUGGAUAAGUUUCCAGCUGACAUCAGCAAGGAAUACGAGGACCUUUCUGUAAAAGCACAGUGGCGGUUCGGUAGUUGUGUUAGGCAGCUUUCGGAACCCAUGUCGCUUGAGGAGAUGGUACGGACUUGGGAUGUUUGUGCUCGUACGGUUAUUUCCGAGUACGCGCAGCAAAGUGAUGGUGGUACCUUCUCUACAAAAUAUGGAGCCUGGGAGGAUUGCCUCACCCUCACUGGUACUGCUGCAUGAACUUACUUAUACAUUUUGUGUUAAAUAUAAGUAACACACAUUAUGCUUUUUUGUUAUAUACAUAUGCAUAUAGAAACAUUCAAUGUCAAUAUUAUAUGUUCCUAAGCAUGAAGUAUGGAGAAAACAAGGUUUCAGAGGUU
Messenger RNA from Cynara cardunculus var. scolymus (artichoke), 4139 nucleotides. Its product is annotated as mediator of RNA polymerase II transcription subunit 15a-like. The coding region runs from base 226 to 3999 and encodes 1257 amino acids. Gene Ontology annotation, molecular function: chromatin DNA binding; transcription coactivator activity. The record is from RefSeq and is a predicted model, not a curated record. The transcript is spliced from 11 exons. Gene Ontology annotation, biological process: regulation of DNA-templated transcription. NCBI's taxonomy places the organism in Eukaryota, Viridiplantae, Streptophyta, Magnoliopsida, Asterales, Asteraceae.